GUCACCAGCUGAGCCCUCUCGGACCUUUCAUCCAUCGCACAUGCGCAGAACAUUCGGUCACUGGCGCUGUGGCUAACAGCUAAGCUACAACAUGGAGAGAAAAGUUUUGGCUCUGCAGGCGAGGAAAAAGAGGGGAAAAGCCAAGAAGACCAGCAAAAAGCAGCCGGCACAUCCCAGAAGUCGUCAGCAGGCCCAACACGAAGCCUCGCCCCAAGAACCGGAAGAACCCGAGGAGAUUCUAGGCUCCGACGAUGAAGAGCAGGAGGAUCCCAACGACUAUUGCAAAGGGGGCUACCAUCAUGUCAAAGUGGGCGACCUUUACAAUGGAAAGUAUCAUGUCAUCCGGAAACUGGGCUGGGGACACUUUUCCACCGUGUGGCUCGCCCGCGACAUCCAGAUGAAAAGGUUUGUUGCCAUGAAGGUGGUCAAGAGUGCAGAACACUACACAGAAACAGCGGUGGAUGAGAUCAAACUUCUCAAGUCUGUGAGAAACUCUGACCCUGAUGAUCCGAAACGGGAGAUGGUCGUCCAGAUGUUGGAUGACUUUAAGAUUUCCGGUGUCAACGGAACCCACGUCUGCAUGGUGUUUGAGGUUUUGGGACACCACCUAUUGAAGUGGAUCAUCAAAUCCAAUUACCAGGGUUUGCCACUACCCUGUGUGAAGAGCAUCAUUCGACAGGUUCUCCAAGGCCUGGACUACUUGCACACAAAGUGUCAGAUCAUCCACACAGACAUCAAGCCGGAGAACAUCCUGAUGAGCGUGGAAGAGCCCUACGUCCGGAAGCUGGCGGCAGAAGCCGCGGAAUGGCAGCGGGCGGGAGCCCCGCCUCCCUCGGGCUCCGCAAUUAGCACCGCCCCUGCUCCGAAACAGACUGUGAAAAUGUCCAAAAACAAGAAGAAGAAGUUAAAAAAGAAGCAGAAGCGGCAGGCGGCCUUGCUGGAAAAGUGCAUCAUGGACCUGGAGGAGAUGGAGAAGGUCACAGAGACGCGGGAGGACGACGAGGAGGUCGACGCGGAGCCCGAGUCGCCCAAGGGCCGGGCCUGCGCUCCUCUGAGGCAGCUGUCGCUGCAGGAUGUGGGCAACCAAGACGCGCAAGAGAGCGACGCCAAUGCAGACGAGUCGUCCGAGCUGAACUGUAACGGACACGCAGAGUUGGAGCGGAGACUUCCCCCGUGGAGGGAGGAAGACCAGCAUAAUGGAAACGCUGCGCAGAAGCGAGAACGCGCCUUCUUUAAUGGGUUGGACUGUGGCGACCAGAAGGAGCAGCUGCACCCUGACCUUGAAGGGCCUCCUUGCAGCGGAGUGUCCGCCGGGCACUUUUCCGGCAGGUUGGAGGAGGAGGAGGAGCCCGGAGACAAUCUUUGUCGCGAGCGGGGAGAAGAUGGGAGUGAGGAAAUGCUCCAAAAUGGCAAGCAAACGGCCGGAUCCCUGCUGGUCAACCCCCUUGAGCCGAUCAACGCAGACAAGAUCAAAGUCAAGAUUGCAGACCUCGGAAAUGCCUGCUGGGUGCACAAGCACUUUACCGAAGACAUCCAGACCCGGCAGUACCGCUCCUUAGAGGUCCUCAUCGGCGCGGGCUACAGCACACCGGCGGAUAUCUGGAGCGCAGCCUGCAUGGCUUUUGAACUCGCCACAGGAGACUACUUGUUCGAACCGCACUCUGGCGAAGAUUAUUCCAGAGAUGAAGACCACCUUGCUCUCAUGAUCGAGUUGCUCGGUGGAGUUCCUCGCCAGUAUGCGCUGAGUGGGAAACACUCGCUGGAAUACUUCACAAAGAAAGGGGACCUGAAGCACAUCACCAAACUGAAGCCGUGGGGGCUGCUGGAGGUGCUGGUGGACAAGUACGCGUGGCCCCGGCAAGAGGCCGAGUGCUUUGCCGACUUCCUGCUCCCCAUGCUGGAGCUGGUCCCCGACAAGCGAGCCACAGCGGCCGAGUGCCUGCGCCACCCGUGGCUGGCCCGCUAGUGGACCCCCCCCUCACCCCUUCCCUUCCUUUCCCUUCCACACUCUCUCCGGAGAAUGCAACAGAUCACUUUUCCAGUUUGGGCAUAUCAUCCGAGUAUUUAUUUCUCUUGUCGUUCUUUGCGCAUACGUUUGCGGGUUCUUCUCUUGAGCGCGAUGGGGAUGUUCCUCACAGUUGGCUUCAACUGCUGUACCCGAGCGGGGUAGGCGGGGGCUGGACCCGUUCUUGUUCCGCCGGUGACUCCUCCUCCUCCGUCUGUCCGACUCGUGCACUAAAACCAACCCCCGACAGACAACAGGAUAUGUAGCCGCGUCCCCGCCGCUUCACGAGUCCUCCCGCACUUUUCCUUUUUACUCGCUCUUUUAUCUUCUGUUCGACAUGUAUAAUACGUACACAUUUUUUGUAUUUGUGAAGAAGGCGUAGGAAAUUGCACACGGGGGCUGGCGCGUACGCCGCCGCCGACGGGAACGGUCCUCGCGGGAUUUUUCCAGCCGGACGGAUGUGGCGAGACGCGGGUGUCUGGUCUGCGAUGCACGUACGUAAGCAUCAGCACAAGUUUGGAUGCUGCGUAAUCGCUUGAGAACGAUGAUGAUAAUAAUAAUAGAUGCAAUCGUUUUGCAAAUCCCUUUCAACCUCCCGUCAUUCGAGCAAGCGCGCGCGAGUCGGCUCGACGAAUGCGCUUGUACGGCAUUCCCCUUCAAUGUGGACUCACUCGGAAAGGAUUUGCAAAUAUAGUUUUCCACACAGCCGAGGUUUCGUUGGUGUUUUUAUUUUGUCACAAAUCCCCCCCGUAGGGCAGAAGGGCCUCUUUCAUUGCCAUCGGAUGCUGAUAUUCCAGAAAAGUGCUUCCCGGCCCAUAUCGAGUCAAGGCACAUAUUUUAUAUUAGGAGGGAAAAAAAAAAAAAAGAAAAAUCUCACGGCAGACCACCGAAGGGAGUCGUGCCUGUUACGAUCCAUCUCCGCCAUACGUAGAUCGUUCAAAGACGCAUGAUUUCUGGUCAAUUUCAUGGAUCGUUCUACAGCGACACAAUUUAGGAAUCGAGUGCAACAGGAAGCCGCAAAUAAACAAACAAACGCAAAGCUGAACGGAAAAA
Hippocampus comes (tiger tail seahorse) is the source of this 3058-nucleotide messenger RNA. It is a transcript of the gene srpk1a, whose product is annotated as SRSF protein kinase 1a. Gene Ontology annotation, molecular function: ATP binding; protein serine/threonine kinase activity. Gene Ontology annotation, cellular component: cytoplasm; nucleus. NCBI's taxonomy places the organism in Eukaryota, Metazoa, Chordata, Actinopteri, Syngnathiformes, Syngnathidae. Bases 92 to 1966 code for a protein of 624 amino acids. The record is from RefSeq and is a predicted model, not a curated record. The transcript is spliced from 16 exons. Gene Ontology annotation, biological process: intracellular signal transduction; regulation of mRNA processing; spliceosomal complex assembly.